UUCGAUGAGUACUUCCGGGUGAGUUCCUCACCCCUCAACCCUCGCGUUGAGACAUUUAGUAUUUGGUUAUUUUUUCCUGAUUAAAAAAUGCAAUAAAGAUAUUCAGAUUUUUGUGUUUUUAAAGUUUAUCUUCGCGGGGAUUUUUUUCACCGGAACUUCGGCACAGUUUGUUCGCGACUCUGAGCAGGGAUGUCGUCGUCGCUGUGGAACCUGAAGCCACUGCUGACGUCACUCUUUCAAGCAUCCCAUCAUGCCUCUGUGUGGCCACGCCCCCUCCUCUCCAGGACGAUGGCCACCCUCAACCAGAUGCACAGGCAGGGCAAACCCAAAGUACCUCCCAAGACCCUCGGCGCGACGUUUGGCCGCCCGCAGCUCAAGGCCGUGAUCCUGAAGACCAUGAUCCGGAAGCCCAAGAAGCCCAAUUCUGCUAACAGGAAGUGCGCGCGUGUGCGCCUGUCGAACGGUAAGGAGGCGGUGGCUUUCAUCCCGGGAGAAGGACACAACCUGCAGGAGCACAACGUGGUGCUGGUGGAGGGCGGCAGGACGCAGGACCUGCCCGGCGUCAAGCUCAAAGUGGUGCGAGGCAAAUACGACUGUGCUCAUGUGGUCAAGAAGAAACAAUAGUGAGAGUGGCGGUCGCUAUGGUAGCGACGACUGCUCAACUACAGACUGUGUGACAGGAAUCUGCCUUGGUGUCAUCAGUGAACUUCAAUCAUUUGAACUGUAAAUAUCACUUGUGUGAAAACAAUAAAGAUGCGUCAUGACAACAAACUCAAAAA
Solea solea (common sole) is the source of this 779-nucleotide messenger RNA. RefSeq names its product mitochondrial ribosomal protein S12 (gene mrps12). The coding region runs from base 190 to 624 and encodes 144 amino acids. Gene Ontology annotation, molecular function: structural constituent of ribosome. Gene Ontology annotation, cellular component: small ribosomal subunit; ribosome. NCBI's taxonomy places the organism in Eukaryota, Metazoa, Chordata, Actinopteri, Pleuronectiformes, Soleidae. The transcript has 3 exons. Gene Ontology annotation, biological process: translation. The record is from RefSeq and is a predicted model, not a curated record.